Molecule: messenger RNA, 1734 nt
Organism: Iphiclides podalirius (scarce swallowtail)
Lineage: Eukaryota; Metazoa; Arthropoda; Insecta; Lepidoptera; Papilionidae
Source: the annotation of a GenBank genome assembly
AUGCUGGAACACGACAUCUCAUUCGGUGGCAUGACUAUACCAACGGGUGGAUGGAAGAAGGCGUGGUACUUCCUCCGCACGUACAUACUUACCAUCCCGCGCUUCGAUUUAUUCCUCCAAGGGGCUUUGCUUAUUGUUAUACUCCUGGAAAGCAACGUCUAUCUCUUGCUGAGGAGGAACGCCGGCACUGGGUUUCUUCGUUCAGUUAACGAAGAUUGGUUGAGAAUAGGUUCGGCGGGAGCGGAGUUUCUGUUCGGCGCUGUUCUAGCCUGGUGGGGAAGAACCUUAAGGCAUUUGGCUCUAUCCGGUUGGUUGGGAAUUUCCGCAGCUUCGGGCCUGAUCGUGCUCGCGUUCCCGUACGAAGAGUCCAACCCUCUGGUCGUUGAGCUCUGCGGCGGCGGUACGAUCUCGGUGUACGGCGUCACCGUUGGCGUCGAGGACACGUACGUCGCGGCCCGCGACGCGUUCCUCGUCAUCACGGCCGUGCUGUGCGCCCUCACCAGGAUCAGCAUUUGGGCGCACGGCCUCACCUACCUGGACGACCACGAGCCGCAGAACGGGCCAUAUUUCUACGGUAUCCUCAUAUCGAUCAGACUCUCACUGGGGCUGAACGGCCAGAGUUGGCUGCGGCCGGCUGCCGUGCAGGAGAGCUGGUGGCACGCACACCUCUCGCUCUGCAUGCUGACACUCAUGUUCUCCGUGCUGUUCACCCUCUUCCCGAAGAGGAUGCCGCAGCUCAAGGAGGUGGACUUGGAAGAUGACGAGGAGACCGGGCUGAUUUCGUCCGUGUGCCGUUUGAUGCGCAACAAAUCGCUGAUGACGCAGACUCUGGCCCUAUCGUUCCUCUACACGGGGCUGUUCGGAUUCAUAAACUACGACAACGAGUUCGUGCAAGCGCGGUACCACAUCGAGACUCUGCGCGAGGAUCCACGCACCACCAGGGCCAUCAAUGACAUCUUCCGCUCUUUGGUCAUCAUCUUCUUCGUUUCUGUGUUCAGGGUUCGAUUCUCGAUGCGGCGCAGCGACGGCGUCAAGGCGAACACCGCCUCUAGAGUGGGGGGCGUUGUGGCGCUCUUCGUUUGCGCGUUCUUCGUAGUGCUCGCCGCCAUCGGUUGCGCCACGGGCCGCGUAGCCGGCAUCUACGACGCCUACGAGCAGCCCGCGUGUAGCGCCGAAUGCGGUUGCAACACUGCGAUUUACGGGUUCAGUCCUGUGUGUGCUUUAGAAACUUCCACCACCUACUUCUCCCCAUGUGACGCGGGAUGCAACCAGUACGAAGAUCUGAACGGCUUCGUUCUGUUCGAGAACUGCACUUGCGGGGUACGCGGCGGUCGCAUGACUCGCGGCAGCUGCACGGUGGCCAGCUGCCAGUCCACCUACUCCUUCUACCUGCUGUUCUUCGCUUUGGUGCUCGCCUCGUCCGGGGCAUCGGUCGUCAUGCAGGGAAUGGUGGUGAUGCGCGCGGUGCGGCGGCCAGACAAGCCCUUGGCCCUGGGCCUCAGCUGCGCCAUAAUCGCACUGCUGGCCCAUCUACUUGGCCACCUCCUGUACAUGCUGAUCAGCUAUCUGUCUUGCGCCUACUACGAAAAUGGCGUGUGUGUGUUCCACCAUCACACGAUAUGGUGGAUGGGCGCCACCAGCGCUAUCUUUUGUCUGCUUUCGGCAACGAUGAGCCUUGUCGCCAGCAGGAUACCACCCAUACCGGGUGUUCUACUGACAGUAGAUCACCCCAGC